AUGGAUGUUACAAAGUGCGGUCUGGGGUCAAUCACCCCUGAGUUCCACUCGCCUUCAAACGUGGAUGGAGUCAGGCAAGAUCUCUUCACCAAAGGUAUCGCCUUUAUCGAAGGGUGUGAUGAGGACUCUCUAGUCGACGUGGCCAACCAACUGGGUGAGAUCAAUAGGCCCCGGAAUGAGAAGCUCCAGGGCAGCGGCGUCAGUCACAUCCGGUUCGCACCUAACUUGACCGGCAAGGGAUACAGCUCUGAAGAACUGUUCUUUCACACUGACCGAAGCGGCUGGCAAAGUCCUCCCGGGAUUCUGAUGUCCACUCUGAAAAGUCGAUCGGAGACCGGUGGUGAAUCUCUACUGGCAGACAGCCAUCGCAUUCUCGAGAUUAUAAAGGAAGAAGACGAGGAGCUGUACAGGCUUGUGACCAGCGCCAAGCAUACUAGCUUCUACUCGGAUGACGGCGUGUUCGUGCCGAGGGCCAUCUUCGACACCGAAGAGCAGAUCUUCCGUUUCCGCUUUGACGACAACAUCCAGCUUUCUGCGUCAAUGGUGUCCGGCUUUGCUAGACUGCAGGAGAUCAUCUACAAGAACGCAUUCGUCGUGUGUCUCCAGCCUGGCCAGGGCUAUAUCUUGAACAACCACCGGUUUCUGCACGGCCGGGCCUCUUUCUCUGGUUCUCGUGAACUCCUUCGUGUCUUGGUCACGCCCCAUCCUCCUCGCCGCGAGAUGGUUGUUCUGUUCGAUAUCGAUGGCACACUUUGCCGGUCGGAGGAUCUCAGCAUCGAUGCUUAUUUCUCCUGUGUGAGCGCCGUCGUGGGCAAAACAAUCACUCACGCCAAUACCCCUGUCAGCCUGCACGGCCGCACCGAUCUGAGUCUACUUCAUGCCAUCUUGGACUUCCACGGCGUAGAAGAUAAAGACCAGGCAACGGCAAAGUUCUUUGCUCUUCACCCGGGGUAUCUCGAGGAAUCCCACGCCAAGGGCUUCCCUGUCACUCCUUGUCCCGGCGUCAAGGAGAUUCUCGGCUGGCUGGCCGAGUAUCAACGAGACCGAUGCGACCCGCCCCUCCGAGUUGGCCUAUUGACGGGUAACUCGCGUCCCAAUGCUCUGCUCAAGAUCCGCGCAGCUGGAAUUGAUACCAGUAUCUUUGAUCUAGAGAUCUCGUCGUUCGGAGAUGUCCACCCGGAUCGACAAUCGCUAUUCCAGGACUCUCUGAAGCGUCUGCAGACACGGUACGGUCGCGGAGUCGCGGCUCAUGACAUUGUCAUUGUCGGUGAUACACCGCUGGAUAUUGAAUGUGCGAAGCAAACAGGCUGUUCUGUUGUUGCGGUCGCCACAGGGAGUUACGAGGUGGAUGAUCUGGCACUGUUGGAGCCGGACUUUUGCUGCAGUUUGUUGACGGAAGCGAAGGAUUAUCUGGCCUUGAAGUGUGCUUGA
Molecule: messenger RNA, 1431 nt
Organism: Aspergillus melleus
Lineage: Eukaryota; Fungi; Ascomycota; Eurotiomycetes; Eurotiales; Aspergillaceae
Exons: 3
Coding region: 1-1431 (476 amino acids)
Biological process (GO): carnitine biosynthetic process
Cellular component (GO): mitochondrion
Molecular function (GO): oxidoreductase activity
Source: RefSeq, a predicted model, not a curated record